Molecule: messenger RNA, 8941 nt
Organism: Mauremys reevesii (Reeves's turtle)
Lineage: Eukaryota; Metazoa; Chordata; Testudines; Geoemydidae
Gene: BNC2
Product: basonuclin 2
Exons: 7
Coding region: 134-3400 (1088 amino acids)
Biological process (GO): regulation of DNA-templated transcription
Cellular component (GO): nucleus
Source: RefSeq, a predicted model, not a curated record
UUUCAAUAUAUAAUAGUACCCUUACCCCAGCAACUUCUUCAGUAUUCACAGGGGAUUGUGCUGGUGUUCUAGCUCCUUCACAGAACUUGGUAUUCAUCGUGCUCUUCAUGCCUGACACUUCAAAUGCCCCAGAAUGGAAUCUCUAGAAGAAGGCGGCAUUGGAGGAUACUCCUCUGAGAGCAGUUGCAUUGAAGGCAAGGAAGAGCCCCAGAGGAGUCCAUCAGUCGAGCAGUCAGAAGAGGCAGAAGUGGAUGUGAGAGACAGAGAGACACAGAGACACAGAGAGCGAAAGAGGGCAAGAGACUUGACUUUAAGAGACUCCUGCACUGACAACUCCAUGCAGUUCGGAACAAGAACGGCAACGACCGAAUCUGGUUUCAUGGGGACAUGGCAGAACGCUGACACUAACCUCUUAUUCAGAAUGUCCCAACAGGCCAUCCGCUGUACACUGGUAAAUUGCACAUGUGAAUGUUUCCAGCCAGGGAAGAUUAACCUGAGAACCUGUGAUCAUUGUAAACAUGGCUGGGUGGCACAUGCUUUGGACAAGCUUAGCACUCAGCAUCUGUACCACCCUACCCAAGUGGAGAUUGUGCAGUCCAACGUAGUGUUUGACAUCAGCAGCCUGAUGCUCUAUGGUACCCAGGCUGUGCCUGUGAGACUGAAGAUACUGCUGGACCGACUCUUCAGCGUAUUGAAGCAGGAAGAGGUGCUGCACAUCCUGCAUGGCUUAGGCUGGACGCUUCGGGACUAUGUGCGGGGCUACAUCCUUCAGGAUGCUGCAGGCAAGGUGCUGGACCGCUGGGCCAUCAUGUCCAGGGAAGAAGAGAUUAUUACCCUUCAGCAGUUUCUGAGGUUUGGAGAAACCAAGUCCAUCGUGGAGCUGAUGGCAAUUCAAGAAAAGGAAGGGCAGGCUGUGGCUGUGCCAUCUUCAAAGGCAGAUUCAGAUAUAAGGACUUUUAUUGAAAGCAAUAAUCGCACUAGGAGCCCAAGUCUCCUUGCUCACCUGGAGAACAGCAACCCUUCCAGCAUUCAUCACUUUGAAAACAUCCCUAACAGCCUUGCGUUUCUGCUUCCAUUCCAGUACAUAAAUCCUGUCUCUGCUCCAUUGCUGGGGCUGCCUCCAAAUGGCCUCCUGCUGGAACAGCCGGCUCUGAGGCUGCGUGAACCAAGCCUUUCUACCCAAAAUGAAUAUAAUGAAAGCAGUGAAUCUGAAGUUUCCCCCACUCCUUUCAAGAAUGAGCAGACAUCCAGCAGGAAUGCUUUGACCAGCAUCACAAAUGUAGAACCCAAAACUGAGCCAGCCUGUGCAUCUCCCGUUCAAACAUCUACACCCAUCAAUGAUUUGUCCAAAACUGAGCACACAAAAAGCUCAUUCAGGAUUCACAGAAUCAGAAGAAUGGGAUCAGCGUCAAGAAAAGGGAGAGUGUUCUGCAAUGCAUGUGGUAAAACUUUCUAUGACAAAGGUACUCUCAAAAUCCACUACAAUGCAGUUCAUCUGAAAAUCAAACACCGAUGCACGAUUGAAGGCUGCAACAUGGUCUUCAGCUCUCUUAGAAGUCGCAAUCGUCACAGUGCUAACCCUAACCCCCGCCUUCAUAUGCCUAUGCUAAGGAACAACCGAGACAAAGAUCUAAUCCGUGCUACAUCAGGAGCUGCCACCCCUGUCAUAGCAAGUACAAAAUCCAGUCUUACCUUAACAAGCCCUGGUCGGCCUCCAAUGGGUUUUACUACUCCCCCACUAGACCCUGUACUACAGAACCCUCUUUCUAGCCAGCUGGUUUUUCCAGCUUUAAAGACUGUCCAGCCUGUUCCUCCUUUUUACAGAAGUUUACUUACUCCUGGAGAGAUGGUGAGCCCUCCAACCUCAUUACCCACCAGUCCCAUCAUACCAACAGGUGGUUCAGUGGAGCAGCAUCCUCCUCUUCCUUCAGAGUCAUCGUUACCUGCACUGGUGAUGCCUACCCAUGAACCUAAUGCUGACCUGGCCCCUAAGAAGAAACCAAGGAAGUCAAGCAUGCCAGUUAAAAUAGAAAAGGAAGUUAUUGAUACUGCUGAUGAGUUUGACGAUGAAGAUGAUGAGGCUAAUGACAACAGCACGAUGGCUAAUGAUAUUGGUCAUGACAAUCACUGCCAUUCGCAGGAGGAAAUGAGCCCAGGAUUGUCUGUGAAAGACUUUUCUAAAAAUGGUAGAAGCAGAUGCAUUUCUAGGACAGAGAUAAGAAGGGCAGAUAGCAUGACCUCAGAAGACCAAGAGCACGAGAGAGACUAUGAAAAUGAGUCAGAAACUUCAGAGCCAAAAUUGUGUGAGGAAUCCAUGGAAGGUGAUGAACACAUCCAUGAAUCUAAUGAACAGUCUAUGAUGAACAGUGAGAUGGCAGAUGAAAAUCACAAUGAAUCUUCUCACCGGGAUGUAAUUAAGGUGAAGGAAGAGUUUACAGACCCUACCUAUGAUAUGUUUUACAUGAGCCAAUAUGGACUGUAUAAUGGGGGCAGUGCCAGUAUGGCUGCCCUUCAUGAAAGCUUCUCUUCAACAUUCAACUACAACAGUCCUCAAAAGUUCUCCCCAGAAGGGGACCUGUGUUCCAGCCCAGAUCCCAAGAUCUGCUAUGUCUGCAAGAAGAGUUUCAAAAGCUCCUAUAGUGUGAAGCUUCACUACAGGAAUGUUCAUUUAAAAGAGAUGCAUGUCUGCACAGUGGCUGGCUGUAAUGCUGCCUUCCCAUCACGGAGAAGCAGAGACAGGCACAGUGCUAACAUAAACCUGCACCGUAAACUGUUGACCAAAGAACUGGAUGACAUGGGACUGGACACCUCUCAGCCCUCUCUUAGUAAGGACCUCCGUGAUGAAUUUUUGGUGAAGAUCUAUGGCACCCAGCAUCAAAUGGGGCUUGACAUAAGGGAAGACACCUCCUCACCAGCUGGUACUGAGGAUUCCCACAUGAAUGGGUAUGGAAGGGGCAUGUCUGACGACUACAUGGUCCUAGACCUGAGUACCACCUCCAGCAUCCAGUCUAGCAGCAGUAUCCAUUCCUCAAGAGAAUCUGAUGCAGGCAGCGAUGAGGGGAUUCUCCUGGAUGACGUUGAUGGGGCGAGUGACAGUGGGGAAUCUGCACACAAAAUGGACAGCCCUGCCAUAGGUGUAGGUAUGGGUUCCGACCUUCAAGGAUCCCUCAUGUUCAACAAUGUUCCAAUGAGCAACGGUGGGAUAAUGUGUAACAUUUGCCACAAAAUGUACAGCAACAAGGGGACCCUCAGGGUGCACUAUAAAACGGUGCACUUGCGAGAAAUGCACAAGUGCAAAGUCCCUGGGUGCAACAUGAUGUUUUCCUCUGUCCGCAGCCGAAAUCGGCACAGUCAGAACCCUAACCUACAUAAAAACAUUCCCUUCACUUCAGUAGAUUAGUUUAAAGAUGGACACGCAAAUGCCAGCUCUCACGGAGGGCCUAUCAUGUUUGAACUGCCAUAUACAGUCUAUAUAUAUAUAUAUAUAUAUAUACACAAUAUGUGUGUGUGUGUGUAUAUAUACAUACACAUGCACACACACACAGAGAUGUAUAUGUAUAUAUAUAUAUAUAUUUUUCUUUUUUAACAAAAGAAAAACACCAGGUGCUUUUGUUUGUUUGUUUUCAUUUUCCUUUGUUGGGUUUGGGGUGGGGGGCAGGGGAAAGUUAAGAAGGGAUGGAAUCUUUAACUGGGGGUGAAAUACCCUCAAUAAAAACCACAAAAACUUGCAAUUAGCCCUAGUUUUGUUAUGAAAUUCUUGGUCAUCUUCAAAGAGACAAAUUGUUCUAUCCAUGAUUAUUGCCUGCAAAAAAAACAAAAAACAAAGAAGCAAAAAGGGGGGGGGGAGAACUUCUUGGUUGUCUUUGUGUACUUUAAGCCUUUGGGAGAAACUUCUACUAAGCAUGGCUGUUACACUUGUAUAUAUAUUGAGCCUUGAGAGGCCUAUGAUGUAAAACAAUUGUAUUGAUGGUGGUUUAACUCUCUCUCUUUUUUUUUUUAAUUUUUACAGUUACAUCCAGCUGUUAGAUAUGCAGAAAAAAAUAGUUUGCUGGCUAGCUCUAUUCAAUUUAUGUUCGCUUUAAUGCACAUUUUUAAAAGAAACACGGUCUUGUUUUAACUACCUGCUAUAUAUAAGUAAUACAGAGGGGCUGGCAUGCUUUACAGUACCUGAUCUGAUACAGCUUUUUUGUCUUGUACUAAUACAUAAAUCCAGUCAUGCACUUUUUUCAUACACUACAAGGGGAUGUGUAAUAAUAUCCAUGCUUAUUUUCCCUUAAACUAUUGCCAUAUUUUCAGUAAGUGUCUUUAAAAAAAACAACACUUAGAUAAAAGAGGUUUGGUCAGUAUGGGGCAUGAAUGCCAAACAAAAAGUAUUAGUGUUUAGUGUUAAUACAAAAGUGCCAACUUUGCACAAGUUUUCAGAAAAGAAAAUAUAACUAGUUACUCGCUGUAACCAGAGGCUGAGUUUUUGGCUAAGAGAAAAAUGCUAGGGGAAGAAAAACAUAAAGAACACUUGGUGCUUUUUGCAAGUGUCAAAUAUUAUUAGAAUCAACAGUGCAUCUUUAUUUCUUAUAUGUUACAUUACAUAAAAGGAAAACAGAAUUAUGUGGUGUGAAUCAACGGAGGCAUUUCCUCUGUUGAGCAAGGAUAAUAUUGCAGGAUAUAGAUGCUGAAAUUACUUACUGCAGAACAAAACUAGAUACAGUGAAUCCAUUCUGGUGCUCCUUACUCCUGGGCUUUUGUGUUCUUUAAAAAAAAAAGAAAAAGAAAAAAAGAAAGAAAAAGUCUUAACUCUGUUGUUCUGUAAAGUUGUCUGAUUUGCAGUGGAAAGUGCUGUAGUAUGAUUAAGGCAUGUUUUAUAAAAGCAAACGAAAGACAUUAAUGGCAGAAGCACUUAGAAGCACUGAAAACACAUGCUGGACUUUUUAUUGGGUUACCUUCUCUUUGGAGAAAUUAGAGGCAAAACCAAAACUAUAGUUGUUAAUGUCUUGUGUUUUACCCAUAUGGUUCAUCAGAGAAGAAUGAAAGUAAGUCCAGGAAAGAAAGAGAGAGAGAGAAAGGGAACAAGCAAUUGAAAGAGACUGAGGGAGAGGCUGCCCUCCAAAUCUUUUUUUGUUUCCGGUGUUUACACAUGGUGCUUGAGCUGGUAAACCGCACUGGCAGCCUAAGCUACCACAACAUACUGACUGAAUGAUGAUAUUUACUUAAGUUCAGCCUACAGCCAAAACCAUUAGGGUGUGUGUUAUAGACUUUUUUUUUAAGCCAAGGAAUAUUUCAGCAUACAAUGCUCACUUAAAGACAAUGUAUUACUAUUCUGUAUUUAAUGGCCUAGAACAUUUCUCUUGUUACGCUGAGAGUCAGAAAUGCUCCUUUGUUUCAGCUUCAGGUUGUUUUGAUUUGUUGUGCAUUUUGAUCAUUUUGUCCACAUGCGCACUCACGCCUGUUAAAUUUGCCAGAGGAAACGGUUUAUGUGGAUCCUUUCCCUUUAGGAUUCAUUGUACAUUUCAGUAUUCCAAAGGUAAGACUCAACAGAUCAUGCAGUGUUUCCAUUUGUAGAAAUUAAAAUUUAAAAAAAAAUUUAAAUCCUUCUAAAGAGACUGAAAACAUGCUUCUAUUGGGAUGUGUUAUUUAAGGCGAGCUUCUGGUCACUCUUUAGUAAUGUACAGCGAGAAAAGACUGAAAACAUCUGUGGAUUCCAUAGAAACGAUAUGAAAAGUCCAGUGUGUCAGACAAGAAAUAUGUACAGCAAAACCCUACGCAGUUUUUGCUAACUUAUUAUUUUACAUUUUUUUCACGUUUUCCCCAAAUUCUUAAAUAUUUUUCCUCGUCAAAUUAAGUGAAGAGAUCUGCUCUGUUUUAUGUUUGUACAUGUCCAGUAUGUUUUUGAAAGAGGGGAGUUAGAACAGUAAAGGUGAAUUCUUCUCAACAUAUGAACCUUUGUAGUGUUAUCUGUACUGCACUCCUGUCACAAUCCUAAGCCGUUAGGAGCCAAGCAAGAUGGAAAGUUUGAAAGACAAAACAAAAAUAACUGAAUAUCUACAGAAAAACACUGUUUUUGAAGUAUGUAUGGUAUAAAUAAAUAUCUUUUUUUAAUGAAAAACACAUUUGAGGUAUAUAAAUAAUUCUUUACUGGAUGAAUCACUGUUCUGCAUUCUCAUUUUACUCUGUUUCUGCUAAAGGUCAAAUGGUUUUGGUAAACUAGUUUGGAAACUUAAACAUCAUCAGCAGAUCAAUUCAGCAAAUGAAUUACACAGAAAAUGUCUGUUUAUUACACAAAACGAAACAGCAUGUUAGAAGAAUAUAAUGGAUCAGAGACAAACCUCAGAAAGUUUUUUAAAGCCCUGCAGUCCUGUUGUCACAACAUCCUAAACUAGUCCCCCAUUGCACUUAGGCAUUGUAGGAGAAGAUGACUGUUUACAGAACAGCUCACUAAGAGUCCAAAGUUGUCAGCAAUAUUCCUGUGAUAAAACUUGCAUUGCUUGAAAUUUUGUAAAAAUCCCAAAUCCCAAGGCAUAUCAGUGGCUUGCGUAAAAAUGAGUUUCUAGUGGACAUCAUGGGGGAAAAAAACUUCCGUAGCUGGCAUUAGCAGGCAUUCUCAGCAGAGAUCAUGGAUUGAAUGAGUAUAGAGACUGAACCUACUGUGUCUCCAGGUCAGGACUGAGGUGCAUUGAUGUGGGGAAGCUUGCACUCCUGCUCAUGCUGUACUGGUUCUGUGACUAGUUCUUCAGUUUCCAGAGCUGUCAAUCCUGCACCUUUCACACGAGCUAAAUUGACAUGGUGGGAGGAGGGAAAGGAAACACUUCAGUUUACUCAUUUCAAGGAGAAGUUGCUCCAUCUGAAAAAGUUAUGUUCCGGUAGUUAGUGAGCGUGUGUGCUAAGUUACUUUGAUAUUUUGUUCAUUUCAAAAUAGAUGUAUUUUUUGUAAAUAUCAAAAGGGCUUAUUCCAUGGUGAGGACUAACUGCACACUAAAUCUCUUUCUUUAAAGAGAGCCACUUCUUGUCUGGAGCUUGUGUGCUGCUGCGGCUUCUUCUUUUUUUGAAGAAAGCAUGUGAUACCAGAUAAAUACUACUUUCCUUUUGAAUCCCUGGUACUAAACCAUUCUAGAGAGAGGCAGUGUGGUUGAAAAGCAGGAGCCAGGAACUCCUGAGUUUUGGCACUGUCAGUCUGCUUUGGUCUUGGGUAAUUCACUUUACUCAUCUGUGAAUAUGCGGAUAAUAAAUAAUAAUACCUUCCUCGCAGGGGUGUUGGGAGGAUUAAUUAGUUGUUUGUAAAGAGUGAACAUAAGUAUGAAGUAUUAUUACACAGAUUACCAUAUUUAGAUCAUAGCUGUGAACUAUGUCUCAGCCUGAUAGAUGUUGAAAUGGCUGAGAUUUUAACUCUCCCGCCAGCCCCAUGAAAAAGAGGUUGAUAAUGCAAAACCCACCCAACACUAAAACUACAGCAGGCAGCAUGGUCACCUUGUAAUAAUGAACAUGUACUGCAAGCACUUGGUCACAGCUGAAUGUGAUCAGUUUUGGAAGGUUUAGGCAAACGUGCCUAUUUAGCACCCUCUAAAAUGUUUUUCAGGAACCCUGCUCAUAAAAAUUGACUAUUUCCCAGGGAAAUUUAAGACACUUUCCAUUUGGAAAUUGUGGACUGCACUUGUUCUGUGUAAAAUUCACAUAUUUUCUUUCUUUCUCUUGUGGAAGUAAAACUCCAUCUCCUCCACCCAUUCCAGAAGAAUGUAAAUGUCCCUGCUCCUAUUCCCCCCUCCCACAUCCCCCAAAAAUGAACUGAUCAGGGAAAUAAGUCAGGUCAUGCCCCAACAUGCAAAGUAUGUGCCUGGGCAUCGCAAGAGCUCAGCUCAGGAUCAGGUCCAAUAUAUUUAAUGCUGGAAGGGGGCCUGCAUGACCCUGUCUGUCUGAGUUUACCCUCUCUGUCUGGGUUUUAUCUAUCUAACUUAUUAAAUACAAUUAAGUAUCCAACACAGUUGUUUGUGUAGUGAUCAAGAUUUUGUUUGAGCCAUUCCAAAGAUAAGGACCAUCCACAAAAUGAGAGAUCACGUUUUGAAUUUCAAAGCACACUUUCCUUCAGUAAGUCUGAGGGGGUUAAAAUCUAAGGACUUCAGUUGGACCAGAUUUUAGCAGUAGCAUAUGGGACAUCAGCUAUCUUAAUCAUACAGGACAUCUUUUGAGAAAUACAUUUGCCUCCACUCAACAAAUUCCCAGAAGAUUCUUCACUGUUUUUGGAGAGGAAAAUGUUUGUUCUAGAAAUGUACACAUGCUCCUUUACAUUUUACAUAUUUGUUGAAAUAAAAAAUAGAAGCAUUCUCUCCCCUGACCCCCAAAGACUGUUUUCUUUACAUCUCUUUGUUUAGGUAUAUUAACAGAAUGAUUUUUUUAUUUGAAGAAAAGGUAAAAAGUUCUCUGAAGUAGGUGCAAGAAAGCAGCUGGAGUUCUCUGUGGGAAGAAGGUGAGUGGCAGAUGCAUGAUGGCAGCUGGUGCGUGUCAGGGUUUUUGGUUUUUUUGUUUUUCUUGUGUCACCACUUUGCUGCUAUAGUAACACAACAAAACAGUGACUUUAGUGCUACUUUGUUAGACAAGGAUCAGCUUAUCCCCUAUCACCCUAUGAUGAGCUUCUCCCCGCCCAGUGAAUAUGAAAGGAACUUUUUUCUUUGCUCAAUUUUUUUGAUUUCCACACAGAGCUACAUCAGAUGGUGGCCUGAACCCUUCACCCAUGUGUUAGCAUAAGUACAAGUCUGCUCCAGUCCCAUGGCUUCCGUCUUGGCAUCCAGCAUUAUCGCUCCCUGUAAAAGGUCUGUGGCAGAAUGACACAGUGACUCCCAUGCAUCAGUAUCAUUGUUUAUUAUUAUUUUUUUAGGUAUUUACAUAAUUAUCCUCAUUUUAGCUUUUUUCCUGGUCCUACCAUCAUUACUAGUGACAGUAAAAAAAAAAAAAAAAA